Messenger RNA from Oncorhynchus gorbuscha (pink salmon), 4622 nucleotides. RefSeq names its product vasoactive intestinal polypeptide receptor-like. Gene Ontology annotation, cellular component: plasma membrane. The transcript is spliced from 13 exons. NCBI's taxonomy places the organism in Eukaryota, Metazoa, Chordata, Actinopteri, Salmoniformes, Salmonidae. Gene Ontology annotation, molecular function: peptide hormone binding; G protein-coupled peptide receptor activity; vasoactive intestinal polypeptide receptor activity. Gene Ontology annotation, biological process: cell surface receptor signaling pathway; adenylate cyclase-modulating G protein-coupled receptor signaling pathway. The record is from RefSeq and is a predicted model, not a curated record. Bases 189 to 1529 code for a protein of 446 amino acids.
UUGAAGAUUUGAUCACAGCGCAAUACGCACGCUCAUACUAACGAUCCGAGGUGGAUACAAUAACUUAUCACAGAGUUUCUGUAUUCGAAAUUAUAGUGAAUGUUCGUGUUCAACAGCUUGUACACUUUUAUUAUCUAUCUUGGAUAUUAAAAAAAAGAAGACAAAUCGUUUCUUUAUCGACCAGCGUUAUGGAUGUUUCCAAAGGUGUCUUGGUUUUCACUCUAGUCUGCACGUUGCGACCUAUGCUGUCCAUUCAGAUAUGUGACAUCAUGCUGGAGAUGGACAAGGAGAGAGAGACGUGCAUGGCCCAGUUAGAAAACAUGACAACAGGUUGCAGUGGGACGUGGGACAAAGUGGCCUGCUGGCCCAGCGCCAAUACAGGACAGGUGGUCACCAUCCCCUGCCCUGUCUACUUCUUAUACUUGACCAACGAUUUCAUCAUGGGUAACCUGUCGAAGACCUGCACCAGUGAUGGCUGGUCUGAGGUUACCCCUGCUUCCUAUGCACUGAAUUGUGGGUACAACGCCAAUGUCACCAAAGUUGAUGAUGAUGACAAGGAGGAGUUCUACUGGGCAGUGAAAGUAGGCUACACUAUCGGACACAGUCUCUCUCUCAUCUCCCUCACUAUCGCUAUCGUCCUACUCUGCACUUUUAGGAAGUUGCACUGCACCAGAAACUACAUCCACAUGAACCUGUUUGUGGCGUUCAUACUGAAAGCCAUUGCCGUCUUCAUCAAAGAUGUGGUUUUAUACGAGGUCGGGGAGUCCGACUGUCAACCUGAAACUGUGGGAUGUAAGGCAGGGGUUGUCUUCUUCCAGUACGGCAUCAUGACCAGCUACUUCUGGCUAUUGGUCGAAGGCCUCUACGUCCACACCCUAUUGGCUGUCUCCUUCUUCUCCGAGAGGAAGUACUUCUGGUGGUAUAUUCUGAUUGGCUGGGGAGCGCCAACUGUUUUUAUCACAGCUUGGGUUAUUACAAAGGCUUAUUUAAAACACUCUGGGUGUUGGGACAUUAUUAACGACCAUCCCUGGUGGAUCAUCAAGAUGCCAAUAUUACUGACCAUACUGGUCAACUUCAUCCUGUUCAUCUGUAUAAUCCGGAUCCUGCGUCAGAAAAUGAAUUGCAGAGACAUAGGAAGGAAGGAAUCUCAUCAAUACUCGAGGUUGGCUAAAUCCACACUACUGUUGAUACCUCUGUUCGGAAUCAACUACAUCAUCUUUGCCUUCAUCCCUGAAGACAUCAACACGCGAAUCAGGAUGGUCAUUGACCUGAUUCUAGGAUCCUUCCAGGGGUUUGGGGUUGCAGUCCUGUAUUGUUUCCUAAAUGGAGAGGUGCAGGGGGAGGUGAAGCGUAAGUGGCGGCGAUGGCACAUGCAAAGGUUUCUGGGUAAAGGAGACACCAAAUACCAGCAGCCCCAGUAUCUGGGUAGCAACGGUAACAACUUCAGCACCCAGAUCACCAUGUUGACCAGGUGUAGCCCCACCACACGUCGAGCUUCCGACUGCCAGGAACACUUCUCUGCUAUCUGAGCCCAGCUCUGGGUGGUAACAGAGGGCAGAGAAGAGGAGGCAACAGAGAUGAGCUGUACUGAAGCGCUGUUUAUUAUUCAGUCAGCACAGUAGAGACCACCAGCCAACCACACACAACAACAGCAAUGAUAGGCUUAGAUCAGGAAAGCCGCGGACCAAUUUAACACAAUUUAUUUAGCUUGUUUUUUGUUUAAUUUAGGAAAUCAGUUCCCAAGUAUUCAUACAAAAAAAAGACAGACAUCGUGUCUCAAUAUAAUCAAGGUAUGAAAUUAUUGUUAUUUUCAAAAUGUCUUUUUUGGGCUUAGUUGUGGUUGCAGUGUACACAUUUUUACAUGGGGCAGCAGGUAGCCUAGCGGUUAGAGAGAAGCGAGCUAGCAACCGGAGGUUUGCCAAUUCGAAUCCCGGGUCUGACGGGAAAAAUCUGGCAAAAAGUGAGCUGGCAACCGGAGGGUUGCUGGUAUCAACACACUUAACCCCCCACAACAACAGCUCCCCAGGCACUCAGUGUGGCAGCCUCGACACCUCCAAAACCUGUAUACUGUAUGUAUGUACGUAUGUAUGUGUGUCUUUCGGAGGGGUUGGGUUAAAAGCGGAAGUUACAUUUCGGUUAGACGUUGUCUGACCAAUUGACGAAUAAAGUGAUCUAAAGCUUCAUAACAAUGUUCCGUUCCUCCAACCGGCCGCAAUGACAAAAAUCAGCCCGUGGCUAAAUCUAGUCACCUGAUCCCUGGUCUACACUAUGUGUUAUAUCCAAAAACCCUUCCAGUUCAAAUCACCAUUGGAUAUAUCUGUGUGUGUAUUGAGUGUUGUGUUAGUCCGUGUGGCAGGGUUGAAGUCAAUUCCAUUUUAAUUCUAGUCAAUUCAGAAAGUAAAACCAAAUUCCAAAUUUUUAUCAUGGAAAACCAUUCAAGAGAAUUGAAAUGACAGUGUACUUCCUGAAUUAGAAAUGGAAUUGACCCCAACUCUGCUGUGUGACUUGAGAUAAUCGUAACUUUACAUUGGUCUCAUAAGCUAGCUACAGAAGCCUGAUCCCAGAUCUGUAACAUACUGUAUGUGCUUUAGCCAACUUCUUUGUCAUACAUGUUUGACAUGACAACAAAUGAACAUGAACAGAGAAGUUGGCUAACAGAAGAGCAACUGGUUAUCAGCUAUGACUAGGUAUUAGGCUAGGUGUUGGGUAACAGGCUAGGAGCUAGGACUGGGUAACAGGCCAGGAGCUAGGACUGGGUAACAGGUUAUCAGCUAUGACUAGGUAUUAGGCUAGGUGUUGGGUAACAGGCUAGGAGCUAGGACUGGGUAACAGGUUAUCAGCUAUGACUAGGUAUUAGGCUAGGUGCUGGGUAACAGGCUAGGAGCUAGGACUGGGUAACAGGCCAGGAGCUAGGACUGGGUAACAGGUUAUCAGCUAUGACUAGGUAUUAGGCUAGGUGUUGGGUAACAGGCUAGGAGCUAGGACUGGGUAACAGGUUAUCAGCUAUGACUAGGUAUUAGGCUAGGUGCUGGGUAACAGGCUAGGAGCUAGGACUGGGUAACAGGCCAGGAGCUAAGACUAGGUAACAGACUAGGAGCUAGAACUAGGUAACAGACUAGGAGCUAGAACUAGGUAACAGACUAGGAGCUAGGAAUAGGUAACAGACUAGGAGCUAGAACUAGGUAACAGACUAGGAGCUAGGAAUAGGUAACAGACUAGGAGCUAGGACUAGGUAACAGGCUAGGAGUUAGGACUAGGUAACAGGCUAGGAGCUAAGACUAGUUAACAGGCUAGGAGCUAAGACUAGUUAACAGGCUAGGAGCAAGGUAACAGGAUAGGAGCUAGAUAACAGACUAGGAGCUAGCACUGGGAAACAGGCUAGGAGCUAGGACUAGGUAACAGAUUAGGAGCUAGGUAACAGUCUACGACCUAGAUUUAGGUAACAGGGUAGGACUAGGUAAAAGGCAAGGACUAGGUAACAGACUAGGAGCUUGGACUAGGUAACAGGCUAGGAGCUAGGACUAGUUAACAGGCUAGAAGCUAGGUAACAGGCUAGGAGCUAGAUAACAGGCGAUAGGACUAGGUAACAGGCUCGGAGCUCAGUAACAGGAUUUGGUAACAGACUAGGACUAGGUAACAGGCUAGGAGCUGGGUAACAGGCUAUGAGCCAGGGCUAUAGAUAACAGGCUAAGAGCUAGGUAAAAGGCUAGGAGCUAGGACUUGGUAACAGGCUGGACUAGGUAACAGGCUAGGAGCUAGGGCUAGAUAACAGGCUAAGAGCUAGGAUGAGGUAACAGGCUAGGAGCUAGGACUAAGUAAGUGGCUAAGACUAGGUAAACGGCUAGGUAGGUUACGGGCUAGGAGCUAGGUAACAGGCUAGGAGCUAGGACUAGGUAACAGUCUAGGCCUUGGCAAGAGUCUAGGAUCUAGGAGUAAGUAAAAGGCUAGGACUAGGUAGCAGGCUAGGACUAGUUAACAGGCUAAGAGCUAGCACUAGGUAACAGUCUAGGACUUGGUAAGGGUCUAGGAGCUAGGACUAGGCAACAGGCCAGGAGCUGGGACUAUGUAACGAGCUGGGAUUAUGUAACGGGCUAGCACUAUGUAACAGGUUAGGAUCUAGGUAACAGGCUAGGAGCUUGGACUAGGUAACAGGCCAGGACUUGGUAACAGGCAUAUGCUAAGUCUAGGUAACAGGCUAGGACUAGGUAACAGGCUGGGAGCUUGGACUAGGUAACAGGUUAGGAGCAAGAGUGAUUGACCGGCUGUGCUGGCCAGUUCACGUUACUCAACUUUAGAGUUUACACGUUGUCGACGUGGCAGCAUCUACAUUGGAUGGAUCUCAAAGUGAAACGUUAUCCACGUGGUCUAGUCUAUAUUGGAAGCAUCUGGUCUCGUCCCUUAUCUAUCUAGUAUCCAGCUGUCCAUGAUCAACCAUAGACGAAGACACUUUUAUGUACCAGAAUUAUGUUGGGUUGAAACAUAGCUGGAUUACAUUCCAAGAAAAGAAGAUUGAAGCGGCAAUAUGUUUUCAUUGUAAGGCAGAGUCUCUUAGUGCAUAGUUUGAUGUGCAGACAGGUAUUUUUCAGUCUUGCCCUUACAUUCCCCUCAACCCCCCCCCCCUU